Molecule: messenger RNA, 1755 nt
Organism: Sinocyclocheilus grahami
Lineage: Eukaryota; Metazoa; Chordata; Actinopteri; Cypriniformes; Cyprinidae
Product: transmembrane protein 208-like
Exons: 6
Coding region: 196-723 (175 amino acids)
Biological process (GO): vacuolar protein processing
Cellular component (GO): intracellular membrane-bounded organelle
Source: RefSeq, a predicted model, not a curated record
CGCAUUUUCUAAGCACCGGAAACGUGCUCGCGAGCACUGAUGUGUUAUUUUGCUUGGGUAUUAUUUGGUAGUUGUUUGGUUUUGAAGAUCAUUCUUUACAAAUAAAAAAAAUCAGAUCCGUUCGUUUUUUAGAUGCCUAAAGAGAAAGUGGUUAUCAGGUGAAAUAGUCGCACGAGAAGGAAAACUCAGGGGGAGAUGGCGCCGAAAGGAAAAGUUGGAACCAAAGGCAAAAAACAAAUCCAUGAGGAAAACCAGGAUACUCUGAGGUUCUAUAUUAGAAUCAUCCUGGGAGCAAACGCUAUUUAUGCAGUGGUCAAUCUCUUGCUCUUUUAUAACUCAUCUACAUUUUGGACAUGGUUCUUUCUCCUGUUCGCGGUGGCGGUCUACAUUGGCGGCUACAGAUCUAUGUCAGCAAUGGCCAAGCCUGCAUUUGCUGAAGAUGGUAGCUUGCUGGAUGGAGGGAUUGACCUUAAUAUGGAACAGGGCAUGGCAGAACACCUGAAGGAUGCGAUUCUUCUUACUGCUAUUGUUCAGGUCCUCAGCACUCUGUCAUCCUACUUCUGGUACUUCUGGCUCUUGGCACCUGCAAGGGCUUUGCAUUUAUUGUGGGUGAGCUUACUGGGCCCCUGGUUUUCUGCUGAAUCACAGGCAGCCCCUGAAGAGAACGAGAAGAAUGAAAAGAAACAGAGGAGACAGGAAAGACGACAGAUGAAGAGAUUCUAGACUUGUCUGUUUAUUAUUUUUUACAUUUAUUGUACAAUUACAUAGAACAUGCAAUCUAAAUUAUUCUGAGAUAUUUGAUAUGACAGGUUAGUCCAGACAAUAGAUGAGCACUGUAAAGUGUCUUUGACUUUCUCUCACGCGUCAUCAGCUGCUCUGUCCUUUUCAGCCCUUUGGUUCCUUUCUCUUACUUUGUCCAUCUUAAAAUCUCUUGCUCAGGUGUGCCUCUGAGUGGGGCUCCACAAGUGAGUUAAACUCACACAAAAUGCAUUUGCUUACUAUAGUGAGCUUUCAUAUAAUUAGUUUCAGUUGCUAAUGAGUACUUUUCAGCAGGUGCAGCUACAUGGCCCAUUGCCCUCAGAAAUUUAGACCCGAGGCUGUAUGAGCUUCACCAACCACGCGACGUUUCACAGCACUUUUAGAAUUCCAUCUUUGGCCUUUCAGAAAAUUCUGUUUUUUUUGUUCUGUAUCGGGGGAAUCGUGCUGAUUCUGUAUCAAAGGUAAUUAUCUUUGACAUGUUGUGUUCUGGUGAAGCUGCAGGUGCAGCCUGGUGCUGCCUUGAGGGAACGCAAAGUAGAUAAGGAUAAAAAAUAAUAAUGGACCAAUAAUUGAAUGAUAAUUGAUUUAACAUUUCAAUGGACUAAAAAAAAUUUGCAAAACUGCGUCUUGACAACCUGGUAAAACUAAGUUGCUUCAGCUGAAAUUUAUGGAGACCCAAUGAUUAUAAAUAAACUAUUACAAAAUGAUGAGUUGCUGUGAAUUUUCUUUUAAAUUGAUAUAAUCAUUCCUCAGUUCCUGGCUCAUUCGGACCCAGUCCUGGAUGAGCAUAGGACAGUGGAAUGGAUUAUUCGGGCAGUGUUCCCAACCCUGUUCCUGGAGACUGUCCCAACACAACAUGCUUUAGAUGUCAAACACACUUGAUUCAACUCAUGAGCUUUUUAGUAGUGUAUUUAAAGACCUGGAGCCGUAUGUAUAAAGCCGCUGUGUGUCAGUCAAAAGUGUGUCAAUUCUAAGAAUGACGUAAUUUUACUCAUU